Messenger RNA from Cheilinus undulatus (humphead wrasse), 5459 nucleotides. RefSeq names its product family with sequence similarity 83 member Hb (gene sack1hb). Gene Ontology annotation, molecular function: keratin filament binding. Lineage: Eukaryota; Metazoa; Chordata; Actinopteri; Labriformes; Labridae. The transcript is spliced from 8 exons. Bases 333 to 3992 code for a protein of 1219 amino acids. The record is from RefSeq and is a predicted model, not a curated record. Gene Ontology annotation, biological process: intermediate filament cytoskeleton organization; protein localization to cytoskeleton; positive regulation of cell migration. Gene Ontology annotation, cellular component: keratin filament.
CUCUGUAGCAGCGGCGGUUCUGGAGGUCCUUACACCGCCGAGUGACGCGCUCAGCCCGGGCCUGUGGUCCGCGUUGCCUCGCCUCGACUGUCUGCGCCGGUUGGCUCUGGAGUAGGGUGCACACCGGGGGUUUGGGUGGAGUUCUUGCCCGCUCUGAGGAAUGUGACGCACGGACGGGAGGGAGACGCACGUCGGCGGUUUCACUGAGGGAAGAUACUAUUACAAAGACAGGAGAGGAGGCGACCUCUGAGAAGUUAGGAGGGUGAAACUGUACUCGUUUACAUCUACUCAAUCCUGAGCCGGGACUUUCUGUCCCAACUCCUAUUCCAAAGAUGCCAAACCGAUCUCAGAGUUCAUCGAUUGGGGAUAACCCCCUAGACCCAAACUACCUGCCCCCCCAUUACCGUGAGGAGUACCGCCUGGCCAUCGAUGCUCUGAUUGAAAAUGAUGUAAAGGGCUACUAUGAGUUCCUUCAGACCGCAGAUGUGGUGGGUUUCUUGGCACAGCCAGAAAUCGACUUUAUCAAAUCCACAAUCCAGACGCCCAACCUGUCAGCUAGCAUGCCAGAGCUGACAUACACUGACGGAGCACACGAGAUGGAUGGCUCCUCUGAUACCUAUUGGCCAAUGCAGUCUGACCUGGCCGCCCCGGGGCUGGACCUUGGCUGGCCACUGCCACAGCACAGCUUCAGGGGGCCCACAGAGGUCACCACUCUGGUCAACCCCUCUGACCCAGACAUGCCAAGUAUUAAGGAGCAGGCCAGAAGGCUCAUCAAAAGUGCAUGUCAGGUCAUCGCAGUGGUGAUGGACAGAUUCACAGACGUUGACAUUUUUGCUGACCUUUUGGAUGCGACAGCAAGACAUGUUCCUGUUUAUAUUCUGCUGGAUGAGCAUGAAGCCCAUCACUUUGUCUCCAUGGUCAUCAACUGCAAAGUCAACUUGGAACUAAAUCCUAUGAUGCGUGUAAGGACAGUGGCAGGAAUAACCUACCAUUCCCGGACUGGGAAAUCAUUUAAAGGCCAGGUGAAAGAUCGCUUCCUGCUGGCUGACUGCAGAGCUGUACUCAGUGGUAACUACAGUUUCAUGUGGUCUUAUGAGAAGAUCCACCGUUGUAUUGCCCACCUCUUCCUUGGGGAGCUGGUUGCCACUUUUGAUGAAGAGUUUCGUAUUCUCUUUGCUCAGUCAGAGCCUCUAGUCAUUGACCCGUCUGAUGGAGCUCUUGCACUCUCCGACACUAGCAGCACCAAUAGUUACUUUGGCGCCCAGUAUGGUUUGAAGAGGACCCAGUCUUUGCUUAACCCCAUUAGUUACCGCAGGCAGCCUGAGAUUACCUCCGGCUUCCCCUUUGGAGACUCAGAUCGUAACCUUGCACUUACUUUUCGGAGGAACGACCCAUUUCGUCACACUGUGGAACCUGGGGCUGGAAUUACAAUCGGGAAGUAUUCACAGCAACAGUUUCGUCUGCAGCAGUCGUAUCUGGAGCAGGGAAGGUCAAUCGUGUCCAGGCAGAUGGAGCUGAAUACCAGUGCCUUUAAGAGGCACAGCUAUGCCGAGGGAACACAGGAGAAUUAUAUUUCUUCAAGGCAGUACAUGAAGCACAGAGUCAUGAAUAACCUGGAUGAGACGGACUUCCACAGGGAGCAGGUCAAAAGCAGCCAUUUCUACAGCGAGGGGCCUGGGCCGGGUUCAGGCCAAGGACACUACGACAGACUUCGAGGUCGCCCUCCACAUCUCUCUAUCGAUCAAUAUUCAGAAUCAAGUUUUCGCUCUGAUCAGGAGCCUCCACCAGGCAGAGAAUAUUUUUCAUCUGAGGAUUUGAGAGGACCUGAGGGGCAUCAUGCACCUCCAUUAGCUGGGAGGUAUGGAGGAGAGUCCGGUCAUAAGAGGCCAACAAUAGGUCAGGCAUAUGCCUGUCAGAGCUCCCCCACACAGCCUCAUCCACCAGAGAAAAGACAUUUUCCCAAACAGUCUGAUCAAGAGCAUGAACAAGAUGCAGAAGCUCGGCAUGGCUUGAGGAACUGGAGAAUCCAUUCCUACCUAAGCUCUUAUGAGGAUGGUGGAGAAGAGGGUCUACCUCAGCCUCUUGGGCCUGAUGCAUUUGAAGAUCCUCAACUAUCUCAGCAGCCAACUGACACAGAAAGUUCAACUCGCUUUGGAACAAAGGAGCAACUGAAUGUUACCUCCAAACCCAGACCAGAAAUCCAAAGACCACGCUUUGGAAAGCCCAUGCUACCUGAGAGCAAAGACUCUGCACCAACAUCAAUCGGUGACUCUAAACCUUUUACACUGGAGAAAAAGGAAAGGGAGGCUGCAAAAGACAGAGAGAGGGAGGCAGAUAGGGGUGCAACAAGGGAAGUUGGUGUUGAUGUUGAGAUGAAAGAGGGUCCAGAGCUCCUCUUGUCCAAACACGAAUCAUUUCGCACACGAAUUAACCCACUCCUCCAACGUAGUUCUCGUCUGCGUUCUUCACUCAUAUUCUCAUCGUCCAAGGCAGAAAUGCACAGUGGCAGCCUGGGCUUAAAACCAGCAACAGAGACAGAGGAGGAGUUAGACACAUUGCGCACCUCUUCCAUUGUGGCCCAGAUCCUAGAGAAGAGAAGAUCGUUGUCCCGUGAGCCUUUUGAAUGGAGAAAGAAGAUCGAGGAAAAAGAUAAGGAAAAGGAAAAGCAAAAGGAGAUGGAGAAAGAGAAAGAACAAGAGGAUAAAAAACCACUGCCAGUGGAAAAGGAUACCAGACUUAAAGAUGAAAUUCAAGCAAAACCAGAACCUCAAAAACUUAAGGAAGAGGUGAAGCCAGCUCCAGCUGUCGAGAAAUCUGAAGUAACAACAACAACUUUGAACAUGAAUGACCCAGCUAGUCGACUGCAGUAUUUCCAAGACCUUGCUGCUAAGAGAAAAGCCUCAAAAAUGGGGACGGAGUCAUCACUUAAAGUUACAGAACCUGCCGAGAAAAAGCCAGACCUUUCUGACAAACCUCCCAUGAUUACAGAAACACCUCUAACAAUCCCAACGGUCUCUGUUACUGCAGCAGAAUCUGAACCAAAAAGGCCAGACAUCUCAGCAAAACUGGCCGAGCUCACUCGCAAACCUUCGAUUAGUUCUGGAAAACCACCAAUAAUCACUGCCAAGCCUUAUGUGAGCCCCCAGAAAACUUCAGAGACAAGCCAAACUCAAAAAGAGGAGACUGCAUCAGAGGGUCAAAAGAAGGAUAUAUUUAAGUCCCUAAAGCCCCUUCCUUCACCAAAGAUCUUUAAGAGGGACCCACUGAAGCUCAAGGCACUGAAUCCUCGUCGAAUCUCUUGUGGUGAAGAGAUACUGACAACAGAUGCUACCGAUGCAGAGAAGAGUGAACUAAAAAAGAGCCGCUCUCAAAGUUCAUCCACUCUGCCACGUGACGAGUCAUUGCAUAAAGUUAUGGGAUCAAAUACAUCCAUCAAUACACUUGGGGAGGUGAAAGGUGAGGGCAAGACACUUGACUUCUUAAAGAAGCAGACGCAGAGGCUAAAAGGAUUCCUGGGGCCAAAGGACAAAGACAAGAAAUCUACAGGAGAUGAUAAGGGCAUGAACCCAGUCAAAGAGAUCACUGAUGAUUCAAGUAAAAAGCCAAGCUCAUCAGGAAAAAGUACAGUGCCUACAAAUACUGAUCAAACUUCCUCCAAUCAUAAGACAACAACUACAACCACAACAGGCCCAACCAGAUACCAGGCCCAGGGCAGCUCUGUGAUUUUUAGUAGCAACCUAAGAGAUGACACCAAAGUCAUUCUUGAGCAGAUUUCCGCCAACAGCCAGAAGAAGCGGGAAGAAACAGGGGGGGAAAAAGAAAGUGACAGUGGGGAUAAGGGGCUUGAGAGGCAAAACUCCUUGAAAAGGAAUCGGUUUCUGCGACCGCCAGGCAACGUCUCGGAGCGGGAAGGAUUACUGAAGAGGAUAGAGAGUCUGAGGAAGGAGAAGAAGGUCUACAGCCGCUUUGAGAUGGGGAAUAACCUUGGAUAACGAGAGAUGGAGGAGCAACCUUUUAUACGGAAACUAUUUAUAAAAGAUGAUCAAAGAGACCACUUGCCCAAAUGUGCCAACAAUACUAUCGAAGUACCUCUGUGGCUCAACACCUCAGCCUCUCCUGGACUUUUGUACAAAGCAAUAAAACUUGAAAAGAAUAUAUAAAAACACUGAAAACAAACUCAGGCCAUUGAGUUUGGAAUGUGCCCUUUUGCCAAGCAUUGGCACUACUUUUACCUUUUAUGGUGACUGAGAGAAAGAAGAUUGACUCUACUUGCACACUGGCUGCAUGGGCUAGUGUUUCACCAAACAGAGAGGUAGGGCAGAUUACCAAUCACUCGUCUUGUAUGAACAUGACUGUAGGAGCUGAAGAGAAUAAGAGGAAGAAAGUACAUAUUGGUCCUGAGGGAAUAUGAAUGCACAUGUGUACUGCCACUGUUGUAAGACUUUGAAAGCGUCAGGUAGAAUUUGUUUAAUACUGAAUGGAGACUGUCCCAGUGGAUUCUACAUGUGCUGAUGAUUGGAAAAGUCUUCGCCAGUGUAAGAAGGACCACUAGCAAACAGGAAAGGGAAAAUAUGUUGAUAUAAAGAGGAGCAGACUUUAAAGAAGUGAAGGUUGAAAAUUUAAGGACAAGUAUGUGACAUAUUGGAAAAAGUAAGUGAGCAAAAAUAAAUAAUGCAUAGUGUGCUUACUAAAGCUGAAGUAGGAUAAGUAAGGAUUCAAUCAAAGAGCCUUUAGUGAACUUUGCCCCCUAAGGUAAGCGAUAUGUACCUUUCCAUUUAGGUGUGGUCCUACUAAACAGGGUUAAGGAGGUGAAAUAACCAGUUAGAGAGAGACGCCUGCCAGUGUUCAUGGUUAGAGGAGAGGACUUUGAUGUGCAAGCAAAAUAGUUUGAGUUAAACUGUACACAGCCGACAUGACAUUACUUUGAAAAAAAUAAGCCAUUUUAAAAUGUUCCCUUAUGGCUAUUUAGCUAGUCGUCACCUGUAAAAGAAAAGGAAAAGAACUGACACACUUAGCGAGGUACUGCCUGCUUACACAAGUCAUCUAACUCUUUGAGCUACGCCCUGCACAGGACUUCAAACUCCUUUGUUUGGUCUAAACACCGCUAAACCAAAGGUUUAGUUAUAUUGUACAGUUCUCAGGCUGCUUGACAGCUCAGCUGAGCGCAAAAUAAUUUCAUGUGUUGUUUUACUAAAUCAUCAAGAUUGGGUGGUCUUUUGCUAUGCAGACACAUCAGGGUUGCAGUUCUCUCAUGGGAUAAUGUAAAUAGUUCUGUAAAAAGUGCUACUCCUAACAGAUAGGAUUAUGGUCACCAUCACCUUACUUUUGAUGUGUUUAUUUUUAAAUAAUUUGUAAAUAUGUGGUCCUGGCUGUAUAAACCAAUUGGCAUUGAUUAGGGGAAGUGUGUGGUUUUCAGAACCUGAGAUAGUAUUACCUUGUUUGGAAAUUUUCAAGCCAUU